AUGAAGAGAUCGAAGAAAUCCAGAGUUUCAUGGCCACCAAGUCCUAUGCUUUGUCAGGUGAAGAUGUUCAGAACAGAGGACUGUCCGGCAAAAGUUGCAUCUCAGCCUCAACGUCAAAGCUACCAAAAGAAACCAGCCGUGAAACCAGAUCUUCCACCUGGUUUUGAAGGAAACCACUAUGCAGAUAAGCCGAAUCUCUCAACCAUUCCUCGCAUCAAAUGGAAACGACCUCCUAAGUUUCUUGUCAGUGAUGCAUGGCUGGUUGGAGAUGGUGGUGAGAGCACAGAACGUCGAAGUGAGAACUUGAGGAUUUCAAAAGUCUUGGAAGCUAUAUAUCCUCAUCGCUCUACCAUCCCUUCUCGGCCCUCUGUUUCACCGGCUGUAGAAGCUGAAAGCUUUGAUGACAGCAAAACUCCUGCCAUUCGUCUCACUCCCAUUGAGGACGAGUUGGAAUCUGCAGAGGAAUCAGAAUCCAACACUAGCGCAAACAAGGAAGGUCCGUUGGAGACCAAACCUCCACGUUCGACACAAGAACUGGUUUCCGGUCUUGCUCCGGAGUUGAGCCUGGCUGCUUCUGCAGCUCUGACUGCACUGAUGAAAACCAAGGAACAGGGGAGUAUGAUUGACGCUGAUCUACUCGUCAAGUUCCUAAGCGACCCCAAAACUAUCAAGAAUCUGAUAUCAACAGGUACUGAGAAGAAGCAUCACAUUGACACUAACAUCAACCUCACAAGAGCUGUGCCACAACAUGCCACAAUGCCUAGAAAGCCGCAGCCAGUAACAGUACCUCAAGAACAGUGUUUCGUAGCUUCUUCUCAGCCUUUUACUAACCAUGAGCAGAGACGAGUAUCUCCACCCAAGCCUGGUAACGGAAACAUAAACCCUCAUAACAUACCAUUACCUCUUCACUCCUCUGCUGGCAUUGCUAAAGAACAACAACCUCUGCAUCCUCCUCGGCUCCCAUCGAGUUCUCUGCCAAUGAGACCUCGAAAUGUUUUCUCAGAACCAAAGGUAAUAGUAAAUUCUCAACCCCAACACCAACUCCAACCUAGUUACGCAUUCCGCACCUCUGAAAUGAACAAUGUUCAAGCAUCAACUGGAUUCGGAAGGUGUCCUCAAACCGGUUAUCCAAUGAACUUAAACCGUGUUGAUGCUAGUAGUAGACCUAAACCGGUAGUGCAACCAAUGAAGAGUGUACACUAUUUCAAGAACCUUAUAAGGGAACAUGGGACAGUGAAUCAUGAAACUAACCAAUACCAUUCACAAACUGGUAAAAUCAAUGGAAGCAUUGAUCAAAUUAAGGUUCAGAAACAGUGUGUCUACUUUGGCACUCCGAGGGGAUGUAAGCUGGGUGAUAGUUGCUUCUAUGUUCAUGACCACCGGUUGAGGCCUAGUUUUGAUGCCGAGGCUCCAAUGGCUAAGAGGAUGAAGUUUGGAAGGUAUGAGCAAAAUGGUUUCUAA
Molecule: messenger RNA, 1461 nt
Organism: Microthlaspi erraticum
Lineage: Eukaryota; Viridiplantae; Streptophyta; Magnoliopsida; Brassicales; Brassicaceae
Source: the annotation of a GenBank genome assembly